UAUUCGUCGCACAUCUCUUAGCCACUGUCAAUUUUUGAGGCGAGAAAGUGGUUCGGGAGUGUUUUCUGUGCAAAAGUGGGGCCCCAUUCCCGUGAAAUGGACGAAAAAGUGACUGAAGUGAAUGAGGAGGAAUCAGAGUCAGAUGGUCAAGUGGCCAGGGCGGAUGCUCCAGUGGUCACGGAAGAUUCCACUCGGGCAGAACUGACAGAGGAGAUUAGAAAGCUGCGAGAGGAGUUCAAUGGACAGCGUGCCAAAAUGAGAGAGCUCUACCUGCAGAAGGAAGCUGAAUGCAAGAAGCAAUUUGGAAAGAUUGAGGCUCUAACCAAAGAACUGGACGAGGCAAAGAGUCAGCUGAUUGUGGCUGAGUAUCGGAAGGAGAAUGAAAUGCAGAAUCAGGAAUUGAAGGCACAGGAAGAAUUGGCAUCGCUGAGACAGCUCGUUCAGGAGACCCUGGAUGAAUCCAGCACCCUCAAGGAUGACCAGAAGCGCCUCUACGAUGAGUACGAGAGAAUUCGCCAAGAGAAUCACAAUCUCAAGGAAAUGCUGAGCAAUCAGGAGUCUCCGAGUCUAGCUCCCGUGCUGAGUCAUGUGAAAAAGAUUGCCCGGAAGCUCGGAGCUGACUCCAAAGAUGACACUCUCGAGGAUUCCAUGCGGAAGGUAAACAAAUAUGCUCAGGAGGAUGCCGAGGUGCUGAGAUCUCUGGUUGUGCCACUGGAGGAAGAGAUAAAAGCCCUCAAGGAGAAACUCCGUGCCACUGAUGAAGAAUUGCAAUCUUUUCGAGGUGGUCCAGCAUCAGAUUCCGCCAUUGUGGGGCUCCUGAAGGACACACAGCCCGCGAAAGAGCCCAAAUCUGCCGUCGAUGGCAAUCUUCCAUGUGAGAUGUGCAAGAACUACGAGAUGCAGCUGGUUCAAGCACAAGAGAAUGUCCGGAAGGAGCAGACAAAGACGGAACAGGUGAUGAAGCAAGUGGAGCGCGUGAAGGAGGAUUUGGAUCGGGAAGCAGUUCUGAGGCGAGAACUGGAAGCGCAAUGGCAGGAGAAGAGGGAACAGCAUAAGAAUGAAGUGGUCUCACUGACGGAACACAUCAAGAAGACCGAGGAUUCCUUUGCACAUCUGCAGAGGCACUACAAUGAGAUCAAGGAUGAGAUUAACCAGGAACUGCUGAAACUCACGCACGAACGCGAGAGUGUUCACAGGCACCUGGAGUCCCUGCAGAGGGACAAUGAUAUCCUAGCGGGUAAGUAUCUGGCCACAUCUGAGGAGAUUCAGAACCAGGAGAUCAAUCUGCCGAACACCGUGGAGGAGCUGCAGGAGAUGCUGCUGCAGGUGCAUCAGAGUCUGAUUGAGGCGAGAGUUGGAUGUGAGUUCGAGCAGACCAAGAGUAUCAGCCUGAGGGAUGAGUCACAGUUGCUGAGGGAUCAGCUGGAGUCCUUCUACAAGGAGCGCCAGGCGUAUGAGCGGGAGGUUGUAGCGAAUCUGCGGAGUUCGGAGCUGCAGCUGAAGGAAUCAAUGGCAAAGGUGAGACAACUCACGAGUCUCAAGGAGGCCUACGAAAGGAAGGAGUUGGAGUACAAGAAGGAAUCUUCAGAGCUGAGAGAACAAGCUAUCGACCUUCGAGCACUCAAUACCAAACUGGAGAAGGCAAAUGCGGAUUUGAAGGGGAAAGUGACGACUCUGCAGCAGGAUUUGGCAAAUGGUGAAGCAGUUCAGCAAGAUUUCGUUAGGCUCUCGCAAUCGUUGCAGAUGCAACUGGAGAAGAUCCGCGUGGCUGAUACCCAAGUGCGCUGGCAGGAUGAUGAGGAUGUCGAUCAGUGUUCCAACUGCAAGUCCCCCUUCACAGUUACGAAGCGCAAACAGCACUGUCGUCACUGUGGCACAAUUUAUUGUGAUAAGUGUCUAGGCAAGAGUGUCCCGUCCGGACCUCACAAGAAGCCCGCACGGGUCUGUGACGUCUGUCACACACUUCUCGUGCGGAACACCGCGCCCUACUUCAGCCAAGCACCCCCACAGACGCCAUAGUUUGAUGCCCCCUUCCACCCCCAGAGAGAGAUUUCUUCAUUGUGAUAACGCUUUGCUCCGAAUAAAACAAAAAACCCACACUGUAAAA
This is a messenger RNA of Phlebotomus papatasi, 2107 nucleotides long. RefSeq names its product rab GTPase-binding effector protein 1 (gene Rbpn-5). The transcript is spliced from 7 exons. NCBI's taxonomy places the organism in Eukaryota, Metazoa, Arthropoda, Insecta, Diptera, Psychodidae. The coding region runs from base 97 to 2019 and encodes 640 amino acids. Gene Ontology annotation, biological process: endocytosis. The record is from RefSeq and is a predicted model, not a curated record. Gene Ontology annotation, molecular function: growth factor activity; metal ion binding; GTPase activator activity. Gene Ontology annotation, cellular component: intracellular membrane-bounded organelle.